AUGAAGCCUCGACCGAUCCCCACCACCGCGCUGCGGCGCUUCGUUCAAGGAAAUUCUUGGGUCGGGAAUGGAUUCACAAGAAGGGCCCGCGGGGUUUGCACAUUGUGUCAGCAGCAGUGCCAUGGGAGAGGUCUAAGGCCUGAGAUUACGAUUCGAUCGAGCGCUGCUUUGGCUGGUUCCAAUUCGCCACCCUCGCGGCGAGUGUUCUCUGUCCUGCCUGCUACCUUCGUAGCGGGGCAAAGGAGGGCAUUGGCUACUGCACAAAAUGUCAACCGACAGGAUCAUGGUCCUAUGCAGGAGUACGAAAAGCGCGUUGAGUCUGGCCGAUUGAGAGAUGAUGAGCACCAGAGAGGUAUAAUACAGAGUCUGCAACAUCUCCACGACGAGUUGAAAAAUUACACUGCGCCGGCCAUCAUCCACCCCUCUCUCGAAUCCCUCAAAGCCGAGUCCUCGUCGGUGUUCGGGCGCCUCUUUGGCAAAACUACCCCCAAGGAAAAGAAGCUACAGGACAUACCGGAUAGCCUACCUCGAGGCUUGUAUCUGUAUGGCGAUGUGGGCAGCGGGAAGACUAUGUUGAUGGACCUAUUCUACGAAACCCUGCCCAGCAGUGUGACAUCGAAAACACGGAUACAUUUCCACAAUUUCAUGCAGGAUGUCCAUAGGAGAUUGCAUAAGAUGAAGAUGCAGCACGGGAAUGAUGUCGACGGUGUGCCGUUUAUUGCUGCAGAUAUUGCAGAGCAAGGGAAUGUUCUGUGCUUUGAUGAAUUUCAAUGUACGGAUGUGGCGGAUGCAAUGAUUUUGAGGCGACUCCUCGAGGCCCUCAUGUCCCACGGUGUUGUCCUAGUUACGACCUCCAAUCGCCACCCAGAUGACCUCUACCUCAACGGGAUCCAACGCGAAUCCUUCAUUCCCUGCAUCCACCUCCUCAAGAACCGCCUCCACGUUAUAAACCUCGACUCCCCAACCGACUACCGCAAGAUUCCUCGUCCACCCUCUGGCGUAUACCAUGCCCCACUGGACUCGCACGCGUCUAGCCAUGCCGAGAAAUGGUUCCGUUUCUUGGGUGACCCAGAGCAGGAUAAACCCCGCUCAGAAACUCAGCAUGUGUGGGGUCGAGAAAUACAUGUCCCCAUGGUUAGUGGUAGGGCGGCCAUGUUCACAUUUGACGAAUUAAUCGGACGGCCGACAAGCGCAGCUGAUUAUAUCGAGCUGAUGCGAAGCUACGACGCCUUUAUCGUGACGAACGUACCUGGCAUGACUCACCAGCAACGAGACCUUGCGCGCAGAUUCAUAACCUUCAUAGAUGCUGUGUACGAAUCGCGCGCAAAAUUAGUUCUCACGACUGCCGUCCCGCUCACGCAGCUCUUCCUCUCGAAAGACGAGAUCAAGCAGAGCAUCAAGGAUGAUAGCGAGGAUCGGAAGCAACAGGAGGAGGUUGGCGAGGAUAUUGAUGAUACGAUGCGGACUAUGAUGGAUGAUUUAGGAAUGAAUAUGCAAAUGUUGAAGAGUAGCUCGAUUUUUAGUGGGGAUGAGGAGAGGUUUGCUUUUGCGAGGGCGCUGAGUCGGUUGAGUGAGAUGGGGAGUAGGGAAUGGAUUGAGCGGGGGAUGGGGUUGGAGAAGGACGGUGGGAAGGUGGAGAAGGAUAACUGGCAGAAGACGAGGAGUAAGCAGUUGGAGGAUACUAUGUGA
Messenger RNA from Venustampulla echinocandica, 1689 nucleotides. RefSeq names its product putative AFG1-ATPase family protein. Lineage: Eukaryota; Fungi; Ascomycota; Leotiomycetes; Helotiales; Pleuroascaceae. The record is from RefSeq and is a predicted model, not a curated record. Gene Ontology annotation, molecular function: ATP binding; ATP hydrolysis activity. Gene Ontology annotation, cellular component: mitochondrion; cytoplasm. The transcript is spliced from 4 exons. Gene Ontology annotation, biological process: protein quality control for misfolded or incompletely synthesized proteins. The coding region runs from base 1 to 1689 and encodes 562 amino acids.